AUGUUUAAGAAAAGAAAAGUGGCAAAAGCUGCCGGGCGGAGUGUUCAAGGAGAAGAAGACGAGCUUUCGGAUCAAGCUGAGGCCGUAAAAGCACCUGUUGCCAAAGCGGCUCGGGUCGACACUGUGUUCAGCCAACCGCCAGCUCCAUCCGACACCGAGCCCAAUUGCGACGAAUUGGAGGUGAAAAAGGCGGCCGAAGUUAAGCCAGCCGGCACGUACAAAGGGCUUAAAAAGACAAACCGCUACGGACCUAUCGCUGCGUCGAAAUCAAUCAGAUCAACUGUGGUCACGGACUACCAGCCAGACGUGUGUAAGGACUAUAAACAAACUGGCUAUUGUGGCUAUGGAGAUUCUUGUAAGUUUUUACACAUUCGCGAAGACUACGCGGCAGGCUGGCAGCUGGACGACGCCAAACCAAAGCCCCAGCCAGCGCACAAGGUGCAGACGGCUCAGCCUACGCGACAACCGGACGAGACCAAAUGCGGAAUCUGUUCACGUCCACUUAAUACACCAGUAAAAACCCGUUGUGGGCACUUUUUCUGUGAAGAAUGCUUUCUUGCCCGAAAUAAAAAGACAGCCAGCUGCGCAGUAUGUGGCAAGAACACAGACGGUAUAAUAAAGCGUGUCAAGUAG
Molecule: messenger RNA, 633 nt
Organism: Wickerhamiella sorbophila
Lineage: Eukaryota; Fungi; Ascomycota; Dipodascomycetes; Dipodascales; Trichomonascaceae
Product: Pre-mRNA-splicing factor CWC24
Exons: 1
Coding region: 1-633 (210 amino acids)
Biological process (GO): snoRNA splicing
Cellular component (GO): U2-type spliceosomal complex
Molecular function (GO): metal ion binding
Source: RefSeq, a predicted model, not a curated record